Messenger RNA from Populus euphratica (Euphrates poplar), 1122 nucleotides. Its product is annotated as probable prolyl 4-hydroxylase 9. NCBI's taxonomy places the organism in Eukaryota, Viridiplantae, Streptophyta, Magnoliopsida, Malpighiales, Salicaceae. The record is from RefSeq and is a predicted model, not a curated record. Gene Ontology annotation, molecular function: iron ion binding; procollagen-proline 4-dioxygenase activity; L-ascorbic acid binding. The transcript has 8 exons. Gene Ontology annotation, biological process: peptidyl-proline hydroxylation to 4-hydroxy-L-proline. Gene Ontology annotation, cellular component: endoplasmic reticulum. Bases 108 to 968 code for a protein of 286 amino acids.
AUUCUAAAUACAAAAGUUCAUGUAACUCUUUCAAUUAUUCCAGAAAAAAACUGUUUCAUUUUUCAAGAUCGACGGAACACAACCCAAAACAACAACAAGACUCAUCAAUGAAAAUCAAAACGAAGCGAUCAAAACGAAAACUGGGGUUACCAGCUGCAAUUAUUCUUUGUUCUUUGUUCUUUCUUGCCGGUUUCUACAGUUCCAUUUUCUUCCCCCACGAUGUACCUGUUACUAUACCGAGGUUAAGAAUGCUUGAAGUAGCUGAAGGGGAUCAUGAUACGAAGCCGCAUGGGCUUACUGGAGAAGCUUCUGUUGAAUCCAUUCCUUUUCAGGUAUUAAGUUGGAAACCAAGAGCACUUUAUUUUCCGAAGUUUGCGACUCCUGAACAAUGCGAAAGCAUAAUUAAAAUGGUUGAGUCUAAAUUAAAACCAUCUACACUAGCUUUGCGAAAGGGAGAAACUGCUGAGAGUACCAAAGGAACUAGAACAAGUUCAGGAUCAUUUGUUAGUGGAUCAGAAGAUGAAACUGGGACCUUGGACUUCAUCGAGAAGAAAAUUGCAAAGGCUACAAUGAUCCCGCAAUCCCAUGGAGAGGCAUUUAAUAUCUUGCGUUAUGAAAUCGGGCAGAAGUAUGAUUCGCAUUAUGAUGUGUUUAACCCAGACGAAUAUGGUCCACAGUCAAGCCAAAGGGCUGCUUCUUUCUUGCUGUAUCUGUCUAAUGUGGAAGAAGGUGGAGAAACCAUGUUCCCCUUCGAGAAUGGCUCUGGAGUAAGUCCUGGUUUUGAUUACAAACAAUGUGUCGGUUUGAAAGUGAAGCCUCGGCAAGGUGAUGGGCUUCUAUUUUACUCAUUGUUUCCAAAUGGCACAAUUGAUCCGACAUCUCUUCACGGAAGCUGUCCAGUCAUCAAAGGGGUGAAAUGGGUGGCAACAAAGUGGAUUAGAGAUCAAAUAUGGACAACGGAUGAAUAGAUAUUAUUAACCUGCGAUUCCUCAUCUGUCGCAGUCGUUGUAUCACCUUUGUGGAAACACUAUCAAUUUCAUCACUCAGUAUGGACAAUUUCAUGUACUCUGGCGCGCGGAGGUUAGUUUACAAGUGAAAAAUGAAGAUAUUUUUAUCGGUGCA